AUGGCGCAAGCGGCGGAUCCGCGGGCGUGCGGCGGAAGCGAGUCGAGUGACGAGGAGGGGGAAGGCGCGGGGGGAUUAAUGGGGCCUCUGGGGAGGAUAGGCCUGGGGGACGAGGGGGAGGACGAGAGCUCCGCGGAAGAUGGAGAGGAUUCGCGGGGCGCGAAGGCCGCGGAAGGCGCGGAGGGCUCGAAGGAGGGACGCGGGCGGCGGAACGCGAGGGGCGGCGGAGCGGGCGUGGGCCCUGUCGCGCCUCCGCCGAGCGCCUUGCGCGACGGCGGCGGGGAUGGGCGGCGGAGGAGGGGAGAGAUGGCGGUAGGCAGGGAGAGGGUUCACGGGGAGGCGCUGUCAGGGCGCGGGGAGGAAGGAAGGGAGAACGGAGACGGGAGCGGGGAGGAGGAACGGGGAGGAGGGGAUGGGGAGGGGGAAGGGGGAAUGCGCGGAGGUGUGGUGCAUGUGGGUUACCAGCCCUUGAACAGCUCUAUCCCCCCUCUCCUCGUGCGCCAGGUGCCCUCCCAAGGCCUCUCCUUCCAGCUCUGGCCUGCUGCUGAAGCGCUCUGCCACUUCCUGGAAGCUUCCUUCGGACCCUGCGCUAGUCAACCCCCUUUUGCACAGCAUCAACAAGAGCAGCAGAAGCAGCAACAGCAAGAGCGGCAGCCGCAGGAGCAGCAACAGGACCAGAACGAGCAGAAGCAGCAACAGCCGGAGCAGCAGCAGCGGGAGCAGAAGCAGGAACAGCAGCAGCAUGAUAAGGAGGUGGGGGAGGAGGCAGAUACAGAGACAGGGACAGGGACAGAGGAGCCUCACUUACAGAAGGGGGAGGGGGAGAAGCAGCUGAGUGAACAAAACGCAGGUAGCAAGAAAGGCCGCUAUCAGCAGCAAAAGCACGAUCAGCGGACCAACACAGAACCCAAGUUCCUUUCACCGCUGCUGCAGCAGAUUCAGAAGCAGAGGCGGGAGAAGCAGGGAGCGUGCGGUCUGCAGGGGUUGAGAGUGGUGGAGCUGGGUGCAGGGACGGGUCUGGCUGGUAUGAUGGCAGCAGUACUAGGAGCGAAGCAAAUGGUUCUUACAGACCUACCCCAUGUGCUGCCGAACCUACAGACAAACGUGCAGCUCAAUGCAGGUUCGUUUGAGUCGAAGCAAAUGGCACGGCAGCUGAAUGUUCCGGACCUACCUCAUGUGCUGCCAAACCUGCAGGGGAAUGUGCAGGGGAACAAGGAGGUGAACUUAGGUGGAGGGAGUGCUAUUGAUGCGGGUGACUUGGAUAGUGGGGCUCUGGAAUAUGGUGAGGUGCAGGGAGAAAGGGUGGAUGUGCGGGUGUUGCGAUGGGGCGAGCCAGAGGACAUGGCAGUGCUUGAGAAGGAGUACAGGAGGACGGGCCAACGGUGCACCGAACCGUUGCCAGGUUCGGAUGGGCUGGAUAUUAAUGUGCCGAACCUGGAGGUGCGGGAUUCGGAGCGGCGUGAAGGUUUAUGA
Messenger RNA from Closterium sp. NIES-65, 1473 nucleotides. The record is from the annotation of a GenBank genome assembly. NCBI's taxonomy places the organism in Eukaryota, Viridiplantae, Streptophyta, Zygnematophyceae, Desmidiales, Closteriaceae.